AUGCCCGGAGACAAGGACCGCGCUGCAGAAUGGUGCACACACUGCAACGCCGGUGGUCACACCCUCCCACAGUGUGAAUAUUUCGCGCACUACACCCGGGGAAUUGCAAUUGCGAUGCACGCCAUCGCCCAAAACUCAAACAUAGUCAUAUUGGAGAAAUCCACCUGUCACCCUAGGAUGUUGGGAUCCUUCAUUCCAUUUGAUCCGUCGAUGCAUCUGACAUGUGCUAACGAUGUGUACCUAGACAACAGCAAGACCACCGGCUCCAAAAGCCCUGUCCGCCCCUCUACCAACACUACAAACGCUGGCAAGUGA
Molecule: messenger RNA, 315 nt
Organism: Penicillium mononematosum
Lineage: Eukaryota; Fungi; Ascomycota; Eurotiomycetes; Eurotiales; Aspergillaceae
Exons: 3
Coding region: 1-315 (104 amino acids)
Source: RefSeq, a predicted model, not a curated record